GUGUCUGAGAAAUGUGAAUACUGUGACAAGGAGGAAAAAGGCAAAGCGUGUCAGAAUGACUGACAACGACUAUCAGCUCCUGAGGAGUCCACACAUAGACAGGGAGAAGUUAGCAGAUGAUGUCAUUAGUAAGCUUACACCACUUAUCUCGGAGGAUAGGUCGACAAAUCUGGAUCUCCUACAUUUGUUAGGAGUUCUGGAAAACAUUGUCAGAAACUUUUCUGUGAUUGACGAAGGAGUGAUGAAAAUUUGUAACAAUAUAUCUGAUCAUGUUUGCCUCUCUUUGCUGCAUAAGUUACAUCCAUCUUUUGACAGCCGUUCACACAUUCUUGUGUUGCUAUCCAGAGUGGGGUCUCUACAGGCCCUUUGUGCACAGAAUGGUCCAAUCAGUCUGUCUGUGUCUCUUCUUAGUUUGUGCUCGGAUUCCUUGAAUUAUCACAUUGUUGGGAGGACUGCUGGUACAAACAGAAUGUCUGAAUCACAAACCGAAUAUGUUGAUGUAAUUUGUGCUCUCGAAGUUGUUAAAAAUUUGGUAAGAAUUUGUGUUGACAAAGAUUUUCAGCAAAAAUUAAUACAAUCUAAUAUACAAUUAGGUAAGAAUCUUGAAAAAGUGUUUGAACAUUUGUUGAACAUUUUAAGACUUUUUGACAAGCAAGUUAUUCUACACAUGACAAGCCAAAGCCUUCUUCUAUUGUUGAAAUAUGAUGAUGACAAGUGGACAGGACGAUUGGCAGCUUGCUGGAAUACAAUCUUAUCUAUCUGGGAAGAAGACAUCAGAAGCUGCAAACCUAGCAUGCUGCUCUGUUCCUUAGCUAAUCACUUCCUGCCUGUAGAGAAUAACUUAAUGACAGAGGUGGAUAUAAGGACGUUUGAGUCGUACUGGAGUAUCAUGCAGGCUGGGAUCUGUAGUGAAAACACCCUUGUCAGAAAACAGUGUAUAUAUCUAUUGAAAAGGACGAUUGAUUUAUGUCAGCAAGGAAAGAUGGAUGUAAAGCUACAAGAUGCAGGUGAGCAUGUGCCAAAGUUUUGCUGGAUCAAACAAGAAGAGGCUAUUUUAAGGAAGACAUGGGAAGAUGUUAUCAUGCUUGUAGAAACCUUUGAGGAGAAACAGGUCCAUGUCAUCAACCCCUUACUGCCGAGAAUGCAGAACCUGAUAAAGACCUCAUCAACUGAUCAAGCUAUACCUCUCCACACCUCAUGGUUAACAGCUUUAAUCAGAAGAGCUCUGAAGCACGAGAGUGUCACCAUCAUUAGAUGGGCGACAGAAACUGUGUUGUUUUUAGACCUAGAGUUAUGUCCCCUCCUUCACCAAGGGGAGGAAAAGUACAUCAGUGGGGAUUUUCUUGUUACCAUUCAGGACAGUAAAAACUUCAGCAAACCUCAAAAUGCCCUCCAAGGAACUGCCUCUAAUGCUGGUCUAGGAUUGUCAGAUUUCUUUGCCAAUUGUUGGAAAGAACUGAAAACAGAGGAGAAGAGAGUGUCAUUCUUCCGUGAUGUCAUGCACACAAUGAGUGUAAACUGCUGGGGCCCACUGCCCUUUGUAUUCCUGUGUAAGGGGCUGUCCCGAGUUCCUCCUUCACCUCUUCUGGACAACAACAUCAUUCUUAAUCUAAGAAAAACUCUGAGUACUACCAUUUCUUCAAUAAGCAGUUAUAUACGUGGAGCUGCCCAGUGUUAUUUUGCGGAGGCUUUGGUCAACCUUGUGGACACGAAAAGUGUCUUGCCAAAGGAGUUGGCCGCUGUGUUAGCUGUGUUUUCAAAGAAGGAGAGUUUACAAAGGGGAACUACUCUAUGGAAAAAAGUUGUCCAUCAGAUUGAGAGAUUUUGUGGAGCAGAUACAGAUGUUUGGUCACCUCCUGAAAUCCAAAACUUCAUUCAUAAAGAGACUACAGCCUUUGUCCAUGUGUCGGAAGGUACCAAGUUCAUUUGGAGUGAAAUGGAGACCAUACAAAUUGUACGUUUUACAUUUUUGGCUGUGGAUGCAAAAGUGUUGCCAUUGGUAGCUGAUAUCAAUAAAUCACAGCCAUCUUUAUCAGGAAUUCUGGGAGGGUUGACAGAAAUAGUUAACACUGUCAACAGCCGACCCUACAUGUCAGCACACAAAGCUGAGAGGGCUGUAGAACUUUUGCUUUGUUUUGUGUCUGAACUUGGAACACUCACAGACAAGGAUGAAUUGUGUGGCAUUGUACAGAAAGCACUAGCAAGUUGUCAUGGAGAACUACUAUUAUUUAUACAACAGAGGAUGACAGGGGGCUGGAGGGAGACUAACGACCUUCCAAGCAUAGAACUCAGUGAAACAGCUGUUGUUGAGGUGACAAGAUGUUUCCAUGAAAACAGUUCCGUGAGCUGUAUCCAUCACCUUGUUACAAACUGUAUACUGACUAUGAAUGAAGUGUCUGCCCUGUCCAAGGUGAGUAUGGAAGGGCAGAUUCAGUUGGUAGGGGCAGGAGCAGUCCUUGGUGCAGUAGCCAGUGUUUACACUGUCCCUUGGCAAGACCUAACACCACACCAGCAGGCCCUGAUAGAAGACAUACUCUGUUAUACACAGAAAGCUGACAUUACAGUCUCUCUCACUCGACCAUUGAUGGUAGAGAGUCGUGAAGAAUGGGGUCGGUUCUCAUCCAAGUUCUUGUCAUCCCAAUGGAGGGUUCAACUGCUGUACUUGGAACUUGGGCGAACUCUUCACCGCCCUGCUUCCACCUUGUUGGACCUGUGUCUGGAGUGUCUAUCCCUAACCAAGGCAGAAACUGUCCUUGUGGUGCUACAAUGUAUCAAACUACUCCUGCCUCAGGUAAUAAGUGAGGGAUCAAUAGCCAAGGUGAUAGAAACCCUAGAGUUGGCCUGGGCAAUGACCCAGGAGGACACAAGAGGUACUGCUUAUCUCACAAUCAUGACUGAAUUCAUCAACAUGGCCUUCCAACCAGCUCUGGUUUCACUCCCAGAGGACUCGCUCAUCAUCCAGAAGCUUGUACAGUAUGCUGAUGUAUUGUUGGAGCUUGGGGAAGGAAAGAUUGGAUUGUUCCAACUACUAGCAUCUCACCUCUGUAAUCUUUGGACAGAUGCCAAAUUGCUUCCUCACAUGGCCAAGUUCUACUCCAUAAUGGUCUCCUGCUGUCUCUAUGGCACAAUACACAAACGACAAGAAAAACAGACGAUGGAGUUAAACGCAUACAUCCAGGAUCUAGGCAGCAGUUGUUCUGUGAACCAAGUCAUGAAAAGCAUUCCGACGGAUAUAUCUGUAAGAGGAUGGGUAAUUUCCUUGUUACUACACUUCCAAACAGAUAGCCCCGCCCACACUGCAGUGGUGCAGGGAUUGAUGGAUACAAUGAUUGACAGGUACAAGGAAAUGACUUCAGCUCACAAAGGCACUACAUUCCCAAAUUCCAUGGCUCAUCGUCAGAAAAACCGUGCUUUCCAAUUCUUUGUAAUGUUGGAACCCUUCAUUGUGCAGGAAAAUGUGGAUAGGAUGUGGAAGAUGUGUAGAGAUGUAAUGGGACAGCCGAACCAGCCUUCCAUCCGUAAUCUGGUACAGUGGCUGAUGCUCCGUCUAAUCCUUAGGUUUGACUACCUUCUGGAUAAACUCAUCUGUAUGUUUGUAGAUUUGGAUGAGAAAAACACAGUAGUAAUAUGCAGUCUACUUUGUACACUAGCCUUAUUGGGACCACACCUCACAGAGAGCAAACAGACACAAUACUACACCUCAGCAGUGUCAGCAGUACUACCCUGGUGUAUGGCACACCACUUCAAUACAAGGAUUCAUGCCCAAGUUGCCAUGAUGAAAAUGUGGUCCCAAUGUCACACAUUAGGUAUUAGCCAGGUCCUCACCUCCUUUCCAUUCCUUGACUCAGUUUCACGUUUCAUUGAGGAGAGCAAAAACUACAAUUCUACAAAAAAUCUCACCAAACUGACAGAAAACUUUUUCAUGAAGGAUUUUGACUUUGAACGGGACUUCAGUAUCGAGACUAUUUUCCACACUCUACCUCGUCUAGCCUGUCUCAUGGAUGACGAGUGGAUACAACCCCAGACAUUCCUGGAGGACGGAGCUACAAAGGAAACUAAACCCUGGAUACCUGUCCUUAACCCGGCGAACUUGCUGGCAAGCUCUGAGGCUGGCACUUGGAAAAUAGCACAAAAUAAUACAGCUGCUGGAGAAGAAGAGGAUGAGGAAGAGGGCGGAGACUUUCAGAAGAAGAUCAUGCCAUGGCGAAUGAUGACACCUGAUGAAGAAGCACAAGAAGAACUUGACUUCUGUAAGAAGCGCCAUCAGGCAGGAGGAUUAGUCUUGGUUACCUCCCUUAUAGAGAAGCUCCCCAACCUUGGAGGUCUGUGUCGUACAAGCGAAAUCUUUGGCGUGUCAGAAUUUGUUAUAGGCAAGAUGAAAUACCUGGAAGACAAAAUGUUUCAGACCCUCAGUGUGACUGCAGAGAAAUGGCUGCCAAUCUCUGAGGUUUAUAAGACAAAGCUGACAACUUUCCUAGCAGAGAAGAAGCAGGCAGGUUACACAUUAGUAGGAGUGGAACAGACAGCCAAUUCAGUCUCCCUAACAGAUUUCCAGUUCCCCUUCAAGUCUCUUCUCCUUCUUGGGAAUGAGCGUGAAGGUAUACCUGUGGAGCUGAUCAAUAUGUUGGAUGUAUGUGUGGAGAUUCCGCAGCAGGGAAUCAUCCGCUCACUCAAUGUUCAUGUCAGUGGAGCGUUACUUGUGUGGGAGUACCGACGUCAACAAUUGGUCAGAGAACAAAUUGAUUCUCCCGGAGAAGGUCAUUGAUGGCAGGAGUACUGAUAACUCUCUCUCUUUGAAUUUGUCUGUUAAGGCAGGAGUAUUGAUAACUCUCUCUUUAAAUUUGUCUGUUAAGGCAGGAGUACUGAUAACUCUCUCUUUGAAUUUGUCAGUUAAGGCAGGAGUACUGAUAACUCUCUCUUUGAAUUUGUCAGUUAAGGCAGGAGUACUGAUAACUCUCUCUUUGAAUUUGUCAGUUAAGGCAGGAGUACUGAUAACUCUCUCUUUGAAUUUGUCAGUUAAGGCAGGAGUACUGAUAACUCUCUCUUUGAAUUUGUCAGUUAAGGCAGGAGUACUGAUAACUCUCUCUUUGAAUUUGUCAGUUAAGGCAGGAUAACUGAUAACUCUCUCUUUAAAUUUGUCAGUUAAGGCAAGAGUAUUGAUAACUCUCUCUUUGAAUUUGUCAGUAAAGGCUGGAGUACUGAUUACUCUCUCUUUGAAUUUGUCAGUAAAAGCAGGAGUACUGAUAACUCUCUCUUUAAAUUCGUCUGUUAAGGCAGGAGUAUUGAUAACUCUCUCUUUGAAUUUGUCUGUUAAGGCAGGUGUACAGAUAACUCUCUUUGAAUUUGUCUGUUAAGGCAGGAGUACUGAUAACUCUCUCUUUGAAUUUGUCAGUUAAGGCAGGAGUACUGAUAACUCUCUCUUUGAAUUUGUCUGUUAAGGCAGGAGUAUUGAUAACUCUCUCUUUGAAUUUGUCUGUUAAGGCAAGAGUAUUGAUAACUCUCUCUUUGAAUUUGUCUGUUAAGGCAGGAGCACUGAUAACUCUCUCUUUGAAUUUGUCUGUUAAGGCAGGAGUAUUGAUAACUCUCUCUUUGAAUUUGUCUGUUAAGGCAGGUGUACAGAUAACUCUCUUUGAAUUUGUCUGUUAAGGCAGGAGUACUGAUAACUCUCUCUUUGAAUUUGUCAGUUAAGGCAGGAGUACUGAUAACUCUCUCUUUGAAUUUGUCAGUUAAGACAGGAGUACUGAUAACACUCUCUUUGAAUUUGUCAGUUAAGGCAGGAGUACUGAUAACUCUCUCUUUGAAUUUGUCUGUUAAGGCAGGUGUACAGAUAACUCUCUCUUUGAAUUUGUCAGUUAAGGCAGGAGUACUGAUAACUCUCUCUUUGAAUUUGUCAGUUAAGGCAGGAGUACUGAUAACUCUCUCUUUGAAUUUGUCUGUUAAGGCAGGAGUACCGAUAACUCUCUUUGAAUUUGUCUGUUAAGGCAGGAGUAUUGAUAACUCUCUCUUUGAAUUUGUCUGUUAAGGCAAGAGUAUUGAUAACUCUCUCUUUGAAUUGGUCUGUUAAGGCAGGAGUACUGAUAACUCUCUCUUUGAAUUUGUC
Messenger RNA from Ylistrum balloti, 6100 nucleotides. Its product is annotated as probable methyltransferase TARBP1. Gene Ontology annotation, molecular function: tRNA (guanine) methyltransferase activity; RNA binding. NCBI's taxonomy places the organism in Eukaryota, Metazoa, Mollusca, Bivalvia, Pectinida, Pectinidae. Gene Ontology annotation, biological process: tRNA methylation. The record is from RefSeq and is a predicted model, not a curated record. The coding region runs from base 56 to 4765 and encodes 1569 amino acids. The transcript is spliced from 27 exons.